Messenger RNA from Mesoplodon densirostris (Blainville's beaked whale), 2435 nucleotides. RefSeq names its product charged multivesicular body protein 1B (gene CHMP1B). Gene Ontology annotation, biological process: endosome transport via multivesicular body sorting pathway; late endosome to vacuole transport; protein transport. Gene Ontology annotation, cellular component: ESCRT III complex; multivesicular body. The record is from RefSeq and is a predicted model, not a curated record. The transcript has a single exon. NCBI's taxonomy places the organism in Eukaryota, Metazoa, Chordata, Mammalia, Artiodactyla, Ziphiidae. Bases 121 to 720 code for a protein of 199 amino acids.
CGGCAGAAACGGGAAGUGGGACCAAAACAAAGGAGCGGCGUCCGGGAGCGGUCGUUCUUUUCCUACCUCCUCUGGCUUCCACCUCGGCCCCGGCCGCCGACCCCCGGGAGCCGUCCGAUCAUGUCCACCAUGGAGAAACACCUGUUCAACCUAAAGUUCGCGGCCAAGGAACUGGGCAGGAGUGCCAAAAAAUGCGACAAGGAGGAAAAGGCCGAAAAGGCCAAGAUUAAAAAGGCCAUUCAGAAGGGCAACAUGGAAGUUGCGAGGAUUCACGCCGAGAACGCGAUUCGCCAGAAGAACCAGGCGGUGAAUUUCCUGAGGAUGAGCGCGCGGGUGGACGCGGUGGCCGCCAGGGUCCAGACGGCCGUGACGAUGGGCAAGGUGACCAAGUCGAUGGCCGGUGUGGUUAAGUCGAUGGACGCGACGUUGAAGACCAUGAAUCUCGAGAAGAUCUCCGCCCUGAUGGACAAGUUCGAGCACCAGUUCGAGACGCUGGACGUGCAGACGCAGCAGAUGGAGGACACGAUGAGCAGUACGACGACGCUGACCACUCCCCAGGGCCAGGUGGAUAUGCUGCUGCAAGAAAUGGCAGACGAGGCCGGCCUCGACCUCAACAUGGAGCUGCCGCAGGGCCAGACCGGCUCCGUGGGCACGAGCGUGGCCUCGGCCGAGCAGGACGAACUGUCCCAGAGGCUGGCCCGCCUGCGGGACCAAGUGUGACCGCGGAACCCGCUCCCGGCCGGCGUCCCGGCCGCAGCCACCUUCGAAGACGGAUACUCUACGCUAGAAACACGGAACCGGCCGGAAUGCUGAACUGCUCUUACUCAAGAUGCUUCUACCUUUGGGUUUUACAGUGCUCUCCAGAUACACGAAGACGUCCCAGGCCUUCUCCACUCUUAAAUGGAUUUGAAAGUUCUGUAUAGCUUGUUAUCAUGUGUAUUUUUAUAGCUGCCUUUUAACAGAUCUGCUUAAUUUGGUGUAUAUGAAUCUUUCUCAAAAAUUUGGUCAAAACUCUAGUUCCCGUGCAUUCAGUAUUCUGCCCGAAUUACCAGAAUUGAAGGUUUUCUUUUUAAUUUUGUGCAGUCGAUAAUAUCUAGAGUUGAGGGGAGGUGAUUACUUAGGUUGAUUACAGCGCUAUCAACACCUCAUUAAGAGAUUUAUUUCAUGGGCAGUGCUAUUCUGUGUAUCCUUUAUUGUCAUCAGAUCCAGACUAAAGGUGACUAUUCAUCUGUUCUCAUAACUUACACUAAAAUUACUUUACGACUUUCCUGCAUAAUGUUCAGUUACUGUUUACGUCCUAUAAAUUUUUCUUAUGGUAGUUGUCUUUUAUAAUUGGAAAAAAUGCCAUGUAACUUCCAUUUAUCAUAAGAGAAAAGUGUUCAUUUAUGGUUUUAAGAUUUACAAGGUUUAACGUUAGUAAGACAGUUUUUUCCAAGUGAACUUCUCGCUCACGUUUCUAGUUAUUUUCCUAUUUAAUUAGACUUCUUUUAAAGUAUGGCAAUUAGCACGACAGUCACAUUACUCUGACGUUGCCAAAGAACCGUUGAUUGGUUUGAGAAAGCCCUGGGACUGUGUGUAUGUAGGUUUUGUUUUGAUUUUAAUCAAAAAUGGAAAUAAAAUUAGAACUGCAUUUUAGGUUCUAAUUAUUUGCAUUUAUUAUCUUGUCUUAAGAGCAACAGCUCUUUUAAAACCUCGGAAAUACAAGUUGGAGUGUUUGGCUUAGCCAUGCAAAUCCCUUACACAUACAUGCAGCCGCCUGGAAGUCUGGGAAGGACAGAUGCAGGGUCAGACGGUAGGCUCGACCCUCUCAGGCCAGAGCCCACAUGUGCUGCCUUCCAUCUUUCUGGAAUGGUGGUGUGUAAAGUAAAAGUGAAAAAGCAGAGCCUGUAGCUACCACUUUCUCAGAACCGCAAAACAUGGAGAACAGCAACUUGCUUUUGCCUUGGCGAGCAUAUUAAUCUAAGUUAAACACUUAAGGAUAUUUUAAAUUCCCUCUUCCCUUCACUGGAGAGAAUUCAGGUAUUUCAGAAAAUAAUUAAAGGGACUCUUCCAAGCCCUUUGAAAGAUUGAGAACCAAGUAUUCACUGUUACAACAUGUCCUCCUGUAUGAAUGUGUGUGUAUUAAGGGGGAAAAAAAAUGAAGAGUUGUGUGCAGAUAAGGACUGACCCUCGUAUAUAAGUGUCAUUAUGUCUGACUGGAUGUUGUUCCAAAGUCUUCUGUAAGGGACACCUGCCAGUCGUCUGCCCCAAAUCCUCUUUCUAGAACUAGUCCCUUUUGGUGUCUCCUCAUCCACAAGGUUGCCCAGAGGCAGCUGUGUGUGAGCACAGCAUGAGUCCUAACCCCUCUUUAGACUGAAAACAUCAUUACAAUUUAAAUAAUAGCUUGGUGUUGAUCCUUUGGUAAAUUGAGGACCCUUUUAUAGUGCAGAUAAUUC